UUCCUUGUUGGGCUUGCUGCUUAUUCAUGUACUGAUGUCUGGACGAGGAAAACAAGGCGGCAAGGCGCGCGCCAAGGCCAAGACGCGCUCGUCGCGGGCCGGUCUGCAGUUCCCCGUGGGCCGCGUGCACCGGCUGCUCCGCAAGGGCAACUACGCCGAGCGGGUCGGGGCCGGCGCGCCCGUGUACCUGGCGGCCGUGCUGGAGUACCUGACGGCCGAGAUCCUGGAGCUGGCGGGCAACGCGGCCCGAGACAACAAGAAGACGCGCAUCAUCCCGCGCCACCUGCAGCUGGCCAUCCGCAACGACGAGGAGCUCAACAAGCUGCUGGGCAAGGUCACCAUCGCGCAGGGCGGCGUCCUGCCCAAUAUCCAGGCCGUGCUGCUGCCCAAGAAGACCGAGAGCCACCACAAGGCCAAGGGCAAGUAGAAGCGACCUUACUCGGCGGCAUCUCCAGCAGGCCCAGUCCUAACCAAAGGCUCUUUUCAGAGCCACCCAACUUGUCACUGAAAGGGCUUUCUUGUUUUUUAGGCAGGUGACUGAAAGUGCCAUAUGCAGCAGUCGAUCUUUAGAUGUCAGUAUGUAAACUCCCCAGAAAAGGGAAAGUAACCCAUCCACUUAAGUUAAAAUACAAACGUUACCAUCGGCUCAUUACAAAGGACACAGAUACUUUGUGUCUGGUAAUUAAGGCUAGCAGUGCAGUCGGCCUUCAGCGUUAAACCGUGAGAAAAAUACUGGGGGAAAGAAUGCUUCGCCAAAGGCAAAUAUUUAGAUGCAAAUGUAGUAACUGACAGAUCAACAAAACCACCUUUGAACUCUCUUCAAAGCCCUUGUUUUACAUCUUAAUGGGACAACCCAUCUGCAAUUCUCCCCUCUCAACUCUGCUGGGCCCUAACCACUUGUAAGCAAGAAUACAGCGCUACCUGUCCCGGAGUCCUGUCCUUUAGGCCAAGCUUAACACGGGCUUCAGCGGGACUUGAAAAAGGCCCACACACAGUAAUCUUGUAUCAUGUACAAGUGAGGAUUUUUUUCUUGACCCGGUUUCACUCACACGGCAGGGAAAUUGUGAAAUGUACUGGAGUGCUUUUAUAUGAGGAUGGCACAGUUAGUAUAAAGUAAAUGUGUUCAUGUAGUUCUAAUAUCAAAUGUGAAAUUCAGAGUAAUUCCUAAUAUUAGACAAUUUACUAAUCGUCCUGGUGCAUUUAGAAAAGCUACAAAAGCCUUGGAAGAUCUCUGAAAGAUAUCUAAAUUUAAAGAGAGAAAUCAAGACAUUGACGUGAAAUUAGCCUUCCUGAAUUUGAGUAAGGCUAAGCAAAUCAGUUGGCCAAUCACAUCUGGCGCGCGCUUUUUCAAAAAGAUGAAAGCCAGUUUCAGGUGCCAGAAUUUAAAAUUUUCCUCAGCAAACAAGAUACAUCGUUGUAAUAUUUACAUUAAAUUCUGCCCAGAAAAGGCAAAGAACGUUGUAAAGAAACGACACGAAAACAGUAGAGGCGAAAAAGGAUUGCAAACAUCAGAAGCUGCGAGGAUGGGUGGCAGGAAGAUGUUAAUUUUCGGUUUGUGAACACAUCGGUGGCUCAUGUGAUCAGGAAGUGUGUGCCGCUACCAACCAAUACGGUCCCCGCGAGGCGUA
Molecule: messenger RNA, 1628 nt
Organism: Rhinolophus ferrumequinum (greater horseshoe bat)
Lineage: Eukaryota; Metazoa; Chordata; Mammalia; Chiroptera; Rhinolophidae
Product: histone H2A type 1
Exons: 1
Coding region: 35-427 (130 amino acids)
Cellular component (GO): nucleosome
Molecular function (GO): structural constituent of chromatin; protein heterodimerization activity; DNA binding
Source: RefSeq, a predicted model, not a curated record